CGCAGAUGGGCGCGACCAUCAAGCUCGAUCUCACCUCGGACGUAACGCACCUCAUUGUUGGCAACACCGACAGCGCCAAAUACCGCUAUGUCGCCAAGUCGAGGGAGGAUGUCAAGGUGCUGUCGCCAGCGUGGCUCGGGGCGCUCCGAGAUGUCUGGAUCAAGGGAGACGAUAAUGUGGACAUGGCUGCGCUGGAAGCAGAAUAUCGACUUCCUACGUUCUUUGGGCUGAAGAUUUGCCUCACUGGUUUUGACAACCCGGAGCAACGAAAGCACAUUCAGGAGACAGUCGACAAGAACGGGGCCGAGUACCAUGGCGACCUGACCAAGUCUGUCACACAUCUCAUUGCAUCUACACCCACGGGCAAGAAGUACGAGCAUGCGCUCAAUUGGCGCAUGAAGAUUGUGUCGCUGGAGUGGUUCGAGCAGAGUCUUGAGAGAGGUAUGGUCCUCGAGGAGGCCCUCUUCAACCCUACAACGCCUGCUGAAGAUAGAGGGAAGGGUGCGUGGGACCGCAUACAAAUCACAUCGCCUGUCCUGGGCAAGCGUAUGCGAGACGCAGAGCCUAGCCCGGCGCUCCAUUCUUUCCGACGAAAGUUGCGACGUUCUGCGAGCACCAAAAUGGGGAGUCAGAGUCAAGCGUUAUGGGCUGGCAUCACGUCGGCAAGCUUGGAGGUACCGAGAGACGAAGAGGACGAUUGGACUGAAAACGUCCCCGCCAACCAAAGCGUGUCCCGAGCUCACUCACCUACAACACUAGCAGGAGAGACCGCUGCUUUGCAUGCUGAGUCGCAUCCUAACGCAGAUUCUACGGAGGAUCUCAGUGGGCCUCCGUCUAUACCUCUUGGCGACGAUGCCCACGAGGGGGUGUUUGGAGGGCGCAUCGUACUUACUCACGGCUUCGACGAAGAGAAGACCAAAAUCCUGCGAGAGCACCUGGACAGCAAUGGCGCACGCAGCAUUCUGAGCGGUGACAUUGACAGUGUCUCGUCUGACGAUCUGAGACGGGGUUAUCUCGUAGUUCCUCACGAUACAGGGGCUGAUCUUUCGUCUCUUCCAGACCGCGCCCGAUCGAGUCUAAACUUAGUUACCAAUUGGUGGGUCGAGCGCUGUCUUUACGGAAAGCACCUUGUCGACUCUGAGGAAGACGUGCUAAGCAGACCCUUUGAUAAGUUGAGCGUUAGCGGUUUCUCCGGCCUAACGGUAAACUCCACCGGCUUCGUGGGUAUUGAAUUGUUACAUGUAACCAGAGUGGUUACACUUAUGGGUGCUACGUAUGAUGAGCAAACUUCGCGAAAGGUCUCGGUCAUGGUCUGCAGUACUCGGAACCCAAACGUUCAAAAGUUGAAGUUCGCUACAGACUACCGCAUACCUGCUGUGCAUGCAACAUGGCUCUGGGAAUGCGUGCGCACGGGUCAGUUGCAGCCAUACGGCGACUACAUGCUGAAUACGCUUACGCCACCGCAACCUCAGAGGCCGAAACAACAAAACCGACCGUCUCAUGGCGACCGACGUACUGUGUCCGUUCCUGAGCCCAAGCUCCAGCAGAAGAAAGCGCAGGUGGUAAAGAUGAUAACCAAAUCCCAAGGCGCACAGCGCUCACGUGCGCUCGAUCUUGCUCCUUCGGCAGAUGCGACACCUACCUCCACAACGAACUCAGCGAUACACCAAAACGAUUGCACUAAUUCUGCAGGUUUGUUUGACGAUGAUGCUCCUCUGGGUGGAUUUGAUGGCGCAGCGUCACUUCCGCUGCGGGACAUCAGUGCCAACUCACCGAGGCGGCCCUCAACAUCAUCCACAGGCUCAGGCACGCACCUCAAGAACAAAGCAAGUACUAGGGAGAGAAGCUCAUCAGCGGAAUCUCUGAUCAGAGCUACAUCUGCGCCUCGUAAAUCCAAAGCCGCACAAGAACUGACACCCGACUCCGUAACUUCCGCACCUGUCUCCGCCAUCCCUGAAUCUGUCGUACCAAUCCAACAGAAACCACCUCCAGGUGCAGAAGAAGAAAAAGACUACUCCGACAUCCUCGCCAAACUCCGCGCAAACCGUAAAGCAACACCCACACCCGCAGACCAAGCCGGUGAAAAACGCCGCAAACGGAAACAACUAGGACGUGCUACCUCUACUCGCUCGAAUCCGUCUGUGGGGGACAGUUCUGGAAAUCUUGGAGCUGAGGAUGAUGUUGAGGAGAGCGUGGUGGUAGAGGAGUAUCAACCGAGCCAAGAGUUGGGCUGGAAUUCACCAGGUGCGGCGAAGGCACGGGAGCAGAUGAUAAGGAAGCUGGGGGGCACAGUCGAGGAAAGGAAUGUGCUAGUCAAGGGGAUCGGGGAGGUCAGGGAUGUAGUGAGUGAAACAGGCGGAAUUGGAGGGAGAGUGGGGAGGAAGAGGAGAGGUUGAAGCUCGAUCAGUUACAUAUGGCGGUGAUUUUGGAUUUCGUGCAUAGCGUAUUGUAUGGGGUUUGCAUAGCGUGGCGUCCAUACUGCGUAUCAUUAGACGUCUCUCGUCUAUGACUUUCGGGGUACAUCUAAGACUUUCGGGGUACCUACGUGUGGCCCUUCCAUCUCAUAGCCCAUAUGUCACUUUCAACC
Molecule: messenger RNA, 2587 nt
Organism: Dothidotthia symphoricarpi CBS 119687
Lineage: Eukaryota; Fungi; Ascomycota; Dothideomycetes; Pleosporales; Dothidotthiaceae
Exons: 5
Coding region: 6-2396 (796 amino acids)
Biological process (GO): mitotic G2 DNA damage checkpoint signaling; mitotic DNA replication checkpoint signaling; DNA replication initiation
Source: RefSeq, a predicted model, not a curated record